This is a messenger RNA of Plenodomus lingam JN3, 696 nucleotides long. RefSeq lists its product as uncharacterized. NCBI's taxonomy places the organism in Eukaryota, Fungi, Ascomycota, Dothideomycetes, Pleosporales, Leptosphaeriaceae. The record is from RefSeq and is a predicted model, not a curated record.
AUGUUCACAUCAACUCUCCUCACUCUCCUCCUCUCCACUGCGGCUCUCGCAAUCCCCUCCCCACCUAACACUCCCCACACCGCCGCCGCCGUUGCCCCCUUUUACUCAGCCCAAGGCUACAGUCCCUAUGUCUCCACCCUCACAGUCACCUCCUUCACCACCAUCUACACGCCCGCCGCCGCCCUGACAUCUGCCGAAGCAAACGACACACUCACAUCGUCUUCGCCGGCGUCCUCUUUUUCCGCAACCCUCACAGUGGACAUGACGUCGACGGCUACAACCACUAUGACGGCGGUGCUCGAGGCUAGCACGACGACUGUACUGGAUACUAUGACUAUCGGGACGGGUACCGUGAGUGCGACGGGGACGGAGAGUAGUAUGCCUACGCCUAGUCGGUUGGCUGGUAUCUACAUCUGCUCAGACAUCAACUGGGAAGGCUCAUGCAUCCACUAUUCAACCCCACUCGGUGGCUCCCCGUCAUCCUGUACCACGCUGGAUGGUAAGGCGUCGAGUGUGGGGCCGGACAUGGGGUUUAAUUGUAUUUUCUAUGCCAACGCCUACUGUGACGCCCUCUUUGCAGACGGCCGCGAUGUCCUCUCCCUCUCGUACCCAGGUAACGCGGAUCUGAGGACUACGAGCAAGGGGGACUGGAAUGAUAAGGUGUGGAGUUAUCAGUGCUUUGAGGGGGCGGAUUGA